Molecule: messenger RNA, 1463 nt
Organism: Annulohypoxylon truncatum
Lineage: Eukaryota; Fungi; Ascomycota; Sordariomycetes; Xylariales; Hypoxylaceae
Exons: 3
Coding region: 463-1296 (277 amino acids)
Molecular function (GO): peptidase activity
Source: RefSeq, a predicted model, not a curated record
CUAAACAUUUACACAUUUGAAGACAACUAAACCGCCGUUGACGAUGAGAUGUGUAAGCCUAAGUGGCUUCCAAAUCGCUCAGGCAUAAUACAUGAAUCUUUGGUAGGGCACAUGCAUAGGACAAGAUGGAAUGGGAUUAAUCCAUGCAGUUUGCAUCACGUCUCCCAUUUACCCCCACCAAGUACGCGUUGUACGCGUGCAUACCGACGUUUGGAACAUUCGCAUGCUAUAUGUAAGCAGAUGGGCCAAGUAGGACUACGGCGUGCAUAGCCCAGGCUGCCCAGAGUGGCCGAUUGCCCGGUCAGCCACAGCCGGAUUUCCGUAUUACAGUACUUACAUGUUUGCAUAUACAUACGCGGAAAAGACAUGCUGGAAAGAGAUUCGGUGUUGAAUCUGAAUUGCAUAUCUUGAUAGGUACCUUAUAAAACUGACACAUCACCAAUCAUAUUUGUAGUUAUUAGAAUGGGCUUCGAUGCUUUAUCAAAGCUUAAAAGCGCGGGAUUGGCUACAGAAGAAUAUCUGAAAGAGAAAUGGGAGCGCAGAAGAUCUCGGGAAAUCCUAGCGACGAAGGAAGAUGCGGCUAGAGCCGAACAAGACAGGCUCCGACAGGAGAAGGAUAACUUUCUCAACUUGGUCGUAGCAAAGAUUACGGGAGAGUCGGUCGUUGAGAUGCCGCCGUUAGAAUGCAACCCGACAGCGUCUCAUAAGGCCGUCUUUCUGGUCACCAUUCCAAUCGAGUUCGGUGUGUUUGAGUUAUCAAAGAAUUCCUAUAACUUGCUUGCCAAACAUGUCGGCAUGAGUCUGAACAGUGUCAGUCAUUGGGCCCUAUGCGUGAUUGACCGUAGCUUCAAGCCAUCCUACUGCUACGAUUUGAUGAGUGACCAGCUGGCACUCAACGCUAUUGGCAAGAAUUAUUUUCGUGUGGCAGAGAUCGUUCCUGCAUACAUCGAGACAUGGAGCUCAUGUUAUUAUGUUGGGGAGACAACGAAGUCUCAUCAAGAAAUCCAAGAGCUAGGACUUCACCACAUGGCACUACACCCACGUUAUAAUCUCUUGACAAGCAACUGUCAGGACUUGGCAGAAAGUCUUGUCAGGCAACUGUGCAAUGGCAAAGUGAUCAGCCAAGCCAAAUUGAACGAGGAGCUGUCUUUGGUAUCACCAAGGCUUGCUCUAGAUCUUAUGGUGGCACGGUUGAGGUCUAAAGUAGAAAUAUCGAAAGAACACGAGAACAGCGAAACCGUUAAGAAAGAUAUGGACAUCAUCAAAGGAUUGCUCCAUAAAGUCCACCAUCGGUAACCAAUUCUACCUUACCUUUAAAAAGAUGAAAGCAACAGUAAUUGUACAAUUGUGAAUGAGUAUGUAAAUAAGAUUGUGCCGCCUAUCUUGACAAUUGUAUAGGUUAUUUAAUUGAAAAUUCUAGGUGGACUUCAAGGUACUAUGUAUGAGAAUAUACGGCGCACAGA